Ceratina calcarata is the source of this 771-nucleotide messenger RNA. RefSeq names its product ciliogenesis and planar polarity effector 2. The record is from RefSeq and is a predicted model, not a curated record. Bases 1 to 708 code for a protein of 235 amino acids. Gene Ontology annotation, molecular function: GTPase activity; GTP binding. The transcript is spliced from 4 exons. NCBI's taxonomy places the organism in Eukaryota, Metazoa, Arthropoda, Insecta, Hymenoptera, Apidae.
AUGAACGCUAUAAAUACAAAUUGGUUGCAUUCAGUGGAGGGUGAAUCAUUGAUGCACCACUUUUAUGUAAAUACAUCGAAGAAGAGAAGGUUUUAUGGUAUUCUUGAAAGACCACCUUUGCCGUCUUCAAUCGAGGAAGUUACAUAUAAAAUAUUCAUGGUUGGUAGAUCCGGAGUGGGAAAAACCUCGGUCGUGGCUCGGCUUGCUGGUGCUUUUGAAUAUGGAAAUUAUACUGAGACCAAUGGAAUAAAAAAGACGAACGUAUUCUGGCCAGUUAAAAUAUGGGAUAAAGUCGUGUUGUUCAAGUUACAGUUUUGGGAUACCUCGGAAGCGAGCAUUAAAAAGUACAAUCACAUAUUGCCUGCUUGUAAAGACAAAGUAGAUGCCAUAUGCUCUGUGUUCUCUUUCGACGAUGCAACAGGGUUUAACGAUGUACCAUAUUUGAUGAAUACUAUGUCAGCUAUAAAAGAGAAACCGGCAAACAUAGUGAUAGGAACAAAAUUCAAAGCUUGGUCCACUUCUACAAUAGAAGACGCAAGGAUAAAAGAAUUCGAGGACAAGUGGAAAGUGAAAGUUAUCAGAAUAGAUAUUAAUAGGCCCUCUACGAGGUCAGAAGUGUUCGAUUGCUCUUAUCAAUUGAAUGCUAUAUGCAAUAUUUUGUGGAACAGGGAUAAAGAGUUCAUAUCUAAACAAAUGGGCCAGAGCUGAAAGCCUUUUCUAUCAUGCAUGUCUUUUAUACACGAUAUAAUAAAGAAAAAUAUUCAAUUUUUA